Messenger RNA from Medicago truncatula (barrel medic), 866 nucleotides. RefSeq names its product high-affinity nitrate transporter 3.1. Bases 92 to 712 code for a protein of 206 amino acids. NCBI's taxonomy places the organism in Eukaryota, Viridiplantae, Streptophyta, Magnoliopsida, Fabales, Fabaceae. Gene Ontology annotation, biological process: response to nitrate; nitrate transmembrane transport. The record is from RefSeq and is a predicted model, not a curated record. Gene Ontology annotation, cellular component: plasma membrane. Gene Ontology annotation, molecular function: nitrate transmembrane transporter activity. The transcript has 2 exons.
AUUCAGAUUCUUCUCAUAAUAUCAUUCCAAUUUUGGCUUUUCUCUCAAGUCUACUCCUUUUCACCAAGUUGACUUUUCUUUAUAAGUAACUAUGGCAGCACACAAGCUUGUGGUAGCAUCACUUCUUCUAUGCUGUUUAUCUGAACUUUGUUAUGGAAAGGAUCUCUUUUCUUCCUUGAAAAGAACCCUUGAUGUCACAGCUUCCCCUAAGCAUGGACAAGUUCUGUUAUCUGGAGUAGACAAAAUCAGUGGGACAUGGGCUCUAAACAAGACCUUCCCAGCUGGAACAGACUCUUCAUACAAAACCAUAAAGCUGAAGUUGUGCUACGCGGCCAUAAGCCAAAAAGACCGCGCUUGGAGAAAGACAGAGGAUGAACUCUCUAGGGACAAAACUUGCCAACACAAAAUGUUAGCCAUGCCAUACAAUGCUUCCAACAAAACGGUCCAAACCUUCGAGUGGUUGAUUCAGCGCGACGUGCCUCAGGCAACGUACUUUGUACGCGCCUAUGCAUUUGAUUCCAACGAUAAGGAAGUGGCUUAUGGCCAAACCACGAACGCGGGUAAGAGUACCAACUUGUUUGAGAUCAAUGCAAUCAGUGGCCGCCACGCGACACUUGAUAUCUGCUCCGUUGUCUUCAGUGCUUUCUCGGUUGUGUCCCUAGGUGUGUUCUUCUAUAUUGAAAAGAGGAAGGGAAAGUCACCAAAGCAGUGAUUGAAUUUGAGUGACAUAGGAAACUUCGUGGCUUGUAACAAAAAAAAAAAAAUGAAACUUCAUUGCAGAUAACUUUUAAUGUUUUAUGCUUUAUUUCAUAACCAUGAAUAAAUCUCGAGGAUCAUGUUUUUCACCUUUCAAAGUAAGUUUCAAA